Molecule: messenger RNA, 631 nt
Organism: Hibiscus syriacus
Lineage: Eukaryota; Viridiplantae; Streptophyta; Magnoliopsida; Malvales; Malvaceae
Exons: 2
Coding region: 266-631 (121 amino acids)
Biological process (GO): transcription initiation at RNA polymerase III promoter; 5S class rRNA transcription by RNA polymerase III
Cellular component (GO): transcription factor TFIIIC complex
Molecular function (GO): DNA binding
Source: RefSeq, a predicted model, not a curated record
AUCAUAGGAACUGUUUUCUAAUGAGCAACAAAUUUGGGAUGCCUAUGCAGAUGGAACUUCAUAAUAAAAGCAUGAAUACAGAAUUUGGACAGCCAGGAACAGUGAAUCUUCUAAUGUAAUUCCAAGUAGAUCAAAUGACCUUUUCAGCAAAAAUUAUAGUUUGGGUGUUGCCAACCCUAGGUGUUCAGAUGGAUCAGCCCGAAUCUCAGAUCUUUGGAAUUCUGAAAGUGACACCCUUUGGAAGACAAACGACUAUGAAAAUGAAAUGAAUCUCUCUUUUUGCUCUCGAAGAGAUAGUGAGGCAAGUAAUAGUAUCUCCAAUAUGUGCAAGCCACAAGAGUUGAUCCAUGAAACAAGAGCAGUGUCUCCAAACAGAACAGUUCAUUCUGUGAAGACUGCAACAUUGAUGCUUAAAGCUUGUCAGUCUUCGACAGUUGAUAGCGCCCGGAGAGGGCAGAGAAUACUUGAACUAUUGCAGGUUGAAAAGAUUGUCUUGAGAACAGAGCUAUAUAGGUUUCUUGUGAAUCUCGAGAAAGACAAAGGCACAACAAUGGACAGGAAAACUGUAGACAAAAUAUUGCAGAAGCUUGCAAAUGAAGGGCAAUGCAAAUAUAUAGACCUAGAUACAUGA